AUGCUGGCUUGUACAGAGAUGAUCACUAUGUGCCUGCAGUCGGCCAAACAGAAGCAUCUUCGGGCUCAGCAGCAACAGCCGCCGCUGCACAGCGCCGGACAGGGGCUGACUAUCUUUCAUGAUAUUUUCCGCAGAGCAGACAAAAACGAUGAUGGCAAGUUGUCAUUUGAAGAGUUCAAUGCUUACUUUGCUGAUGGGAUCCUGACUACUGAGGAGCUGCAAGAGCUUUUCUACUCCAUAGAUGGUCGACAGAAUAACAAUCUGGACACUGACAAGCUAUCAGAUUACUUCUCUCAGCACCUUGGCGAGUAUCUAAAUGUCCUUUCAGCCCUGGAGAGCCUGAAUAUUGCAAUUUUAAAGGCAAUGGACAAAACUAAAGAGGAGUACCAGGGUUCCAGCGUGUUGGGUCAGUUUGUCACCAGGUUCAUGCUCAGAGAGACAUCCAGUCAGCUGCUGUCUCUACAGAGGUCCCUGCAGUGUGCCAUGGAGGCUGUGGAAGAGCAGAGCAGCCCUGCCCCGAGAGAGGUAAAGGCACCGGAGCUGACAGCGGUACAGAGAAACGGCAGGCGGUGUGGUCGCAGGGUCCAUAACAACCUGUGCAUGUCCCCAUCCGAUCCCUGCUCUGCCAUCCUGACCACAGGUGUCACUAUGGAAGGUGGAGAGAACUGGUGCUCCCAGAUCAACAGGCUGCAGCAACUUCUGGAUAAACUGGAGUGUCAGAGUCCUAAGUUGGAGCCACUCAAGGAGGAUUCACUGGCCGGAACAUACAAGUCUAACAUCCUGCUGGUUCAGAGGCAGAUGUCGGUGACUGAUGAUGAUCUGGACAACUUCCGGAAAGUUCUGAAGAGCUACAUCGAUGCCACCUCAGCUCACUCUGACAACCUGCAUGUGUCCAUUCAGAAGCUCCCGGGAAAGUCGUGUUACAUAAUGUAUGAGUUCUGGCAAGACCGCAUCUCCUGGAUGAGCUAUCUUCAGUCCAAUGACAGUAAAGAUUUCCAACGCUGCAUCAUUGAUAUGUUGGAGGAUGCGGAAGUAGUAUCUACUAUGUUGCUCCCAGCUUCCUGGUGGAUUAUGACUAACAACUAGCAACUAAAUCCAGAAUGUCACAUCUACUGCCUACACUGUCACACGGACAAAGACACGCUGGCGCAUCAACCCACCCACCUACAUGCACUCUCUCACACACACAUUCAGACA
This is a messenger RNA of Stegastes partitus (bicolor damselfish), 1197 nucleotides long. RefSeq names its product N-terminal EF-hand calcium binding protein 3 (gene necab3). Gene Ontology annotation, cellular component: cytoplasm; endoplasmic reticulum; Golgi cis cisterna. Gene Ontology annotation, biological process: regulation of amyloid precursor protein biosynthetic process. Lineage: Eukaryota; Metazoa; Chordata; Actinopteri; Pomacentridae. Bases 1 to 1086 code for a protein of 361 amino acids. The record is from RefSeq and is a predicted model, not a curated record. The transcript has 13 exons. Gene Ontology annotation, molecular function: calcium ion binding.